Messenger RNA from Chara braunii, 4301 nucleotides. The record is from the annotation of a GenBank genome assembly. NCBI's taxonomy places the organism in Eukaryota, Viridiplantae, Streptophyta, Charophyceae, Charales, Characeae.
GUCCACGUUUUGUGCAUAUCAGCAGGUAAAGUCCACGGUGCGAUCAUUUCUCCUAGUCCAUCAUCAUGGCGUCAUCAAGCAGACGUCGUGGAGAUUCCCCCCGUGCAAGGCUCUUCAUGAUACAAAACAGCAGGACUUGCAGCGUAACCAUCCAGUGUGGCGAUGGGUUGCGAAGGGCCAAUAGUACGGUCUGGCAGGAGGGGGUAACUUCCUCAUGCGAUGUCGCCUCUGCGAUGAGGUUUUCCCGGGAUCCAGAUCUAGGGCAGUGGAUCCCUUCACUAAGGUGAAGUCACAUUGCCCACAGCGGACCGGGGAGAUAUUGUGGAAUUUGCAGCGUUCAGGGGCGUUUUUGAAGGACCCCACGRCACAAAGGUUGGCUGCAGAGCAUGCACAACGGUUGGACGGAGAGUUAUCUGUCCAGGAUGUGCAUGGAGGUGAGGGACCUGAUCCGAGCAYUGCACAAACACAUCACGUGGUGGCAGGGGGUGGCGCAUGUGCAGACAGUGCAGGUGGGGAGGUGGAGCCGCACCAAGGACCUGCACAGUCUGUUGCGGUGGAGGCUGCCGGUGCUACACGGACUCCUCAGGGAGCGAGUUCAUCCAUGCAGGUCGCAGUUAGACAGGUGCGGCAGGGCAGGUUAGAUCCGUGGCCAGGGAACAAGGUGCAACGAGAUCUGGACCGUCUUCUGGCUCUCGCCAUGUAUCGAGGCGGCGUCUCCUUCAACUGGCUCMGACUGAAGGAGACAAAGGACUACUGGGACUAUAUCGUCACACUCUUGAGGCCGAGUAUUGUCCCUCUUUCGCGUUUGCUGACUUAUGAGGGGGUGAGUACGAGGAUGAUGGAUAUUAUCUACCACGAGGUAGCAACGCUGAUAGCCCCUAAAAAGGCUAAGUGGUCAGAGACAGGGUGCACAUUGAUGACAGACGGAGCGAUGGACCAGUGGAACAAGCCCAUAAUGAACUCCAUCGCAGCAGGGCAGUCUGGUCCGGUCCUCAUCCGCACCAUUGACAUGUCGAAUAGGGAGAAGACCGCCGCCAGCCUCGCGGACAUAUGGGAGGGGGUGAUUAGAGAUAUUGGAGUCGACCAGGUAAACGUCAUUUGCACUGACAACGCGGAGGUCAUGAAGGCCGCAGCAGCUACUCUACAGGCUCACCCGGACGCAGCGAUUGCACGCAUCCCUUGGGUCCCUUGUGCAGGGCAUUGCCUGAGCUUGCUGCCCAGAGACAUUGCUUCACAGGAUUGGGUAUCACCAAUCAUGAAGAGGGCUCACAAGAUUGUGAAGUUCUUGAGGAAUAAGCAAAGGGCAGCAGUGAUUCAUCGGGACAUGACACGCGCCUUAGAACUAACCCGGCCAGCUGACACACGAUUUGGGACAGCAUACAUGAUGCUGCAGAGGCUAUAUGCAUCGCAGUGGUGCUGGGAUCAAGUGAAAAGUUUGAUGGAUGUAAUGGAGCCCUGCUACACAUUCUUGAGGGAUAUGGAUAAGGAUGGGUCGUCUCCUCCUGGAUUGUGGGAUUUGAAGUCCAUGCUGGAGAGGAAGAUAGCUGCUAAGCAGCUGGAUGAGCAGCAGAGGACACUCGUCAUGGAGAGGGUUGUAGAUAGGUGCACCAUGAUGCAACAACCUGCACAUGGCGCAGCAUAUCUCCUAAACCCUCGCCGACGCAAUAUCUCUUUGUUGGCGGAUCGCGGGUCGCCGGUGGUGCAGAGCGCUCUUGAGCACUUUGCGCGUUGUUCGGGUGUGGAAUGGCAGGCAAACAUCAUGCAAGACUUGUGGCAUGACUUGUGGACUUUUCAUUGUGACGACCCUAGGUAUUGGCCGGUAGAGGGACCACAUUGGUGGGACGAGUUUGCCACAGGAGAUGCUGCUACUGAUGCGAUGCACCCAGCGUUGUGGUGGCACCUUCACGGCAGGGGUACUCCGAAGUUGCAAGUGAUAGCGAAGGCCGUGAUUGGCAUGUGGUCCACCGCGUCUCCAUGCGAGCGCAACUGGGCUACACACGACUUCGUUCACACGAAGAGGCGCAACAGGCUUACUUCGCAGAGCAUGGAGAAACUGGUUUUCAUCCACUGGAACUUGCAGCUUCUUAGUGCGAGUCGGAGGCCAGAAGGACGGUACAUCGAUAUAUGGGCAGACCAGCUGGAGGAUCCGCCUGUGGAGGUUGACAAUGGUGAUGUUGUGCCCGAUGAUGUAGACAUGGACGAGUGGGAGGCUGCAGCUCGAGCCAACCGCCACAAGGAGGGCAGAGAUCGCAUAGGAGCAGAGUGGGGCCUGGUGGACGAGGAGGCAGACAUGUCCCUUUGGCAGGAUGAUGUAUGGAUGCACCGGGAGAUGAUGGAGCAGGCCCAGGCAGAGAGGAACAAAGGGAAGACAGUUGUGGAGGAUCACCACGACGUCUUCGACGAGUGGGCGACCCCCGACCCCCACGGCGACCUCGACACUUACGUGGACGGUAGUUUCAAUUCUGUCAGGACUUUACGAGAGAGGGUGGGGGGCCACGUGGACUUGGAGGCGCUGCUACAGAGAGAUGAUGAUGCGGACGAGAGGCAGCGCUUUUACGAGGAGGUUUGUGCAUCCGCUCAACAUGCAGGUGCGGGCGUUGCAGGAACGUCGUGUGCUACCACUUCAGAUUUCCAUGAUCGCCUAGGGUCAUCCCAUGGGGGCGACGGAGGCGAGCAGAGCACGUUCGUGGAGCCACCUUCUGCCGCUAGUACAUGUCCUGGCGAUGCCACCGACGGAGUUGAGAAGACGGAGGAGCCGACCACCCAGCGUCUUGGAGAGGAAAGAGAGGAGCACCAAGUGCACUCCGCCACCCCACAAACAACAGUUCACAUUCCUGGGGUCGGGAUAGAGCAGGUGGCGCGUCAGAGUGCAGACCGUCAGAGGGUGACACAGACAGUUGUGCAGACAGCGCAUCAGUCGAUGGCCGGCAGGAUGGAUGACUCCCAUAAUGAGGGGGCAGAUGAGGCCAUACAGCAAGUCCUCUGCCAGAGAGUAGAGCAAAGCGUUGGGAAUAUUGCAGCGGUUGCAGCACGCGAGGGAACUGACCCAAGGGCCGAGGAGGGCGCACAACCACUGGUCGACCAGAGGGCAGAGCAGUUAGUGUGGGAGAAUUGUAGAGUGUCCUUGAGGGUAGAGCAAAGGGUGGAUCAGAGGAUUGAGAGGAGGGUGGACAUGACUGUGCACCAGGUGGUUGAGCAAACGACAUUAGACAGACCACGCCUUAGCGUGGAUGACAGAAUGGGUGAGAGUGUGGUGCAGGAUCGAGGUGGCAUGACUCGAGGCUCUUUCUAUGGGAUCCCACCACUUCCGACGCUUCCCGUACUAGUGCUCGACGGCUUCGAUCCACAGACACGUAGUGUGCCGAAACCAUUCCGCCCCAUUGUUGUUGACAGUGGGUCCACAGGAGUUGGGGGCGUAGUUGACUCAUACUCUACUCUUGGUAGACCUGGGCAGCCUCCACCAUCUCAGCACGUGCACACAUUGCAGGCGUCGAGAGCAGCCUCCUCAUCGACUAUACAGAGAUGUACAGGGAUGCGGUCAUCUUCGACGAGUCACACCCUUGUGAGUAGUCCAUUAGGCAUGCCCCCGCUUCCUGCACGGCGACCAGGUGCUAUCAUGGAUAAUGUAAAGACAAGUCGUGCCGUCAGGAAGAGAAAACUGAGCGAGGAUGACGGUGCCACAACUCCUGUUACCAAAAAGAAGGUGGGUGGCACCAGCAGACCUCGUGGUCGCCCACCAGGAAAAGGCAAGGGCGCAGGGCAGGGCAAAGGUCGUGAGUCAUGCGCUAUGAGCGCUUUAGGUGAUGUGAGGUCCACCCCUUCUCACGUGUCGCAAGCAGUGGGUCCACAAGGGGGCGCUGCUCAUGGUGUACGUACCCGUUCUCGAGCCGCCGGAGACAGCACAUCGAAACACUCUUCUCGCAUUGUAGACGAUGAUCCUGAUGAGGACAAUGAUGCACUUUCAUCAGAUGGUACGUCCGACAGUGAUUAUGAAGAGGAGACACUUCUGAGGGGUGUAGAUGAGGGCGUCUUUGAUGACACCUCAGAGAGCGCAGAUGACGCCGCAGAGUAGCGGGACGAGGGUCACUGAUGAUGAAUGGAUGUGAGUGUGUGCGCUGUCUUUGGGGUAGGUCUGGUGUGGUGAAUGCUAGUGCUUGUCUGAUUGCUUGACAGUUGUCUGGUGCUUUGCUGCGAGGGUGGUGGGAAGAGACAGACAGAGAGAUGACUGGAGAUGCAUUACGUUGCUGUAACCUGUGUCCUGCAUUUGGUUAUGAAUCUCUGAAUCAAACUUUGUGUACUUU